ACAAGAAGAAGAAGCGUCAAGAUGGCGAGACGGCGAAAUUAGUCUCAUAUCGGCAUCCGUAUUUUUAAAGCAGGAAGUCUUGCUGUUGCGUAGGGAACAACAACAGCUUCUUUUAAGGGACAAGUUGCUUGUUAAGUUGUAAGAUAAUCUUUUUCUCGAAAAUAUUGUUUGAACUUACACGGUAUAAAGAAUGGUUAGGGCAAUAGUUUGUUUCCAAAAAGUGUCGGUUUGCGUACAUUGAAGUAAGUGGGAAAUGCUAGGUAGCUAACACUGACAUCAAAAUCACCCUGCUCAAUCGUUCAGUUGUACUUUAGUGUUAUGAAGCUGCGGAAAGUUAAAUUCAGCUACACGGCUUCUUUGUGUAGCUUAAUGGCAUAAUUCAAAAUAGCUACAACCCUUAUUUGCUCUUAGUCAUCAGUCGGAUUGUUUUCUUCUCGGUCGCCUCUAAAAAUCCCGCAGAGAGGAUUUUUAUCACACAAUCGCCACAAUGGCGGAGACUAUUCAGUCGUUCCAGUCCCAGCUUUCUGGAGUGAUGGAAACGGUGUUCAAGGCUGCCAUCUAUGAGAUCACCCGGCUGGUGGAGGACAGCUUUGUCGAGGAAGUGCUGCGGUGCAGGGAGCAGGUGGAGUCCCUGGAGAAGAGGCUGAUGUCGGCGGAGAGCCGCCGGAAAGAGAGGCAAGACAACGGGAAGGAGAUGUGUGUUGACUGCGGGAGAGCCAGGAUGGACGGGGAGAGCAAAUCCACAGUGUCAGAAAAAAGCCUGAAACAGGAGAGUGUGUCACAAGAAGAGGCAGAGAGUUACCACAACACUGCUGGCGAGAGACUAAUUAAUAACACUGAAGAAGAUACGCAAGAGGCAAACGGCGGUGAACAGUCUCUAGGUGAACAAGAGGACGCACGUAACAGACAACUUAAAGAAGAAACUUCUCAGGGUGUACUACCAAGAAACACUGAAUCACACGGCUGGAGCAUCAGCAAAGAAGAAACAGACACAUCAAGUCUACCAGGACCAAGUAAACAUUUCAGUGAGCAGAAUAACCCAGCCUGCCAUUUAAACUGGAAACCUAGCUUCAACCAGAGACCAGAGUUGAGCCAAGAUGGACAGUCGGAGGUUCUCUCCGAAUCUAAUUUCCAGGGCAGGUACGGCUUGAACGAGUUGGGUAGCUUUGGCAAACCUGGAUACGGAGAGAUGGGUAACUUUGAUAGGCUGCAAGGUUCCCCAACCCACCUGCUGGAUGACCUUAGGUAUGUGGAUCAGUAUAAUGAGAAUAGGAAACCCUCCGAAGGAGCUGAGCACCAGUGUUACACAGCGGGGUCUCCACAGAAUAGAGGGACUGGAGAGCGUUCCCCUGUAAGGACUAACAGAGAUGUGAGCGGGGAGUUCAGCUGCUUGCUCAUAGACGAAGAAGGAUAUCUGCAGGAGCCGAAUGUCAGAUACACUGACCAGGUAUCUGGUGACUUGGGCAGCAGAAUGAGUUGUCGAGGCCAGGGAGUUCAGUUCCCCACUGGAGCAUAUGAACUCUCAGCCGCAUACAACGACACACUAAACUUGGAACAAAGGUUGCAUCAUCAAAAUGCAGAUAAUGAAGCAAGGAGCAGCACCCAUAACCACUGUUUUACCUCCUUACCUAAUUCUGUUUCUUUUAAGUCCCACAAACCGUCCCAUAAAGGUACAGGACAAGGGUCCUCGUACAUCUGCAACCAGUGUGGAAAGACCUUCACUCAAGCCUGUAAUCUGAAAGUCCACCAGAGAAUCCACUUAGGGCAGGGCCUCCAUCUCUGCAGCCACUGCGGCAAAGGAUUCCCGUCCUUUGCCAACUUAAAAACGCACAAAUGCAGCCAAACAGGUAACAAACCGUAUUGCUGCGCCGUUUGUGGGAACAAGUUCAGCCGCCUCUGGAACCUGAAGCUGCACCAAAGGAUUCACACGCAUGAAAAACCUCACAGGUGCAGCAUGUGUGAUAAAAGCUUCACAAGGGCAGAUAUCCUGAAAGUGCACCAGCGCACGCACACAGGGGAAAGACCAUACUGCUGUGCAGUCUGUGGCCUCAGCUUCAAACGCCUGGAUCACCUGAAGACACAUCAGCGCAAGCAUGUGACAAACCUGUAGUGACUUAUUGAGAGCGAGUUUGGUUAUACUGGUGCUUAUCAUAUCAGGUAUCUUCAAAUGAACAUUAACAUUAUUACGCAAUGAACUUUACUGGUUGCAUUUAUUUAAUGCAAAUAUUUAAAUACUUUUUAAAUGUUGUUAUGAAAACCAAAAUUUGACCAAAUAUAUUUGACAUCUUUAAAAUAAUGUCUUCUACCUAAUUACCUCUGUAGUCUUGGUAGGUUUAAUGCAAUGUAUUAGAUCGGACUGUAUGUGAUUUCUAUGCUGGAUCAAAAUAAAACUGGUUUGGGAUGUUA
Molecule: messenger RNA, 2406 nt
Organism: Fundulus heteroclitus (mummichog)
Lineage: Eukaryota; Metazoa; Chordata; Actinopteri; Cyprinodontiformes; Fundulidae
Product: C2H2-type zinc finger protein
Exons: 4
Coding region: 488-2110 (540 amino acids)
Biological process (GO): regulation of transcription by RNA polymerase II
Molecular function (GO): RNA polymerase II cis-regulatory region sequence-specific DNA binding; DNA-binding transcription factor activity
Source: RefSeq, a predicted model, not a curated record